This is a messenger RNA of Daucus carota subsp. sativus, 1182 nucleotides long. RefSeq lists its product as uncharacterized. Bases 1 to 1182 code for a protein of 393 amino acids. The record is from RefSeq and is a predicted model, not a curated record. The transcript is spliced from 8 exons. Lineage: Eukaryota; Viridiplantae; Streptophyta; Magnoliopsida; Apiales; Apiaceae.
AUGUUCCUCAAGCAGAAAUAUACCAUCAACCUUUCUAUCAACCUGGAAAAUGUUGAAAAAGGUUCGACUGUUUUCCAUGCAAAGGAAAUUCUGCAGGCACAGGAAAAAGGGGACAGCUUUGAUCCGAAUAGUGCAACUGUGGUUGAAAUCGGAGAUAUUUCCUUGGUCAAUGAAUCUGGGACGGAGCAAAAUGCAAAUGAAACUCCAAACACUGAGAAGUCAACCAACAUGAAAACGAGACCACGAAAUAUUUCCGAAUCUUUGGCUUUCAAUCCUACUGAUGCAUCCGUUUCUCCUCUGGUGAAGAAAAUUAAAGUGGAGAAGCAAGUUAAAACAAUGGCAAGCAAUCACUAUACUGCAGUUGAGAAGUUAAAACCUGGAGUUGAUCAGUACAAAAUUAAGGUCCGAGUCAUCCGUUUAUGGAGAGGAGCUACAAAAUCAGGAGAGGAAUUCAAGAGUUUCAAUGUCAUUGUCAUAGACCAGAAGGAAUUUCAAUUUAUACGGUUUGUUGGAAGAGUGUACAGUAUUAAGAACUUUGAUGUCCAAAUUUACAAGCAAACUGAAAAGUUCAGAGUGUUAAGGAAUGCUACUCAGCUGGUGUUUAAUCAAGACACAAUUUGCCAGCAGCUUGCAGAUGAUGGUGUCACAAUACCAGCAAAUGCUUUCGACUUCUACGAUCACAGCCAGCUGGAGGAACUGUCUAAACAAACUACUUACCUAGCAGAUGUGGUGGGAAUCAUUAAGGACUAUGACAAUAUAAGAGAUUUAACAAACAGACAUGGACAGAGUCAAAGGCAGGCAAAAUUUUAUAUAACCGACGGAAAUUCAAACAUAAGUGUUACUUUCUGGGAUAAUUUCGGCCAAAACUUUGAUAAGCUGAUGAAAAGUGGUUUGGAAAAGCCAGUUAUUAUCAUCAUUUCAGGAUGCAGGGUUGGGAAAUGGAAUGGUGAGAUAGACAUAUCAAACAACACAGCGACAACUGUAUAUCUCAACUACAAGCACCAUAGUGUAGUGACACUAAGGAAAUUGUUGACAAACCCUGAAUUUGCCAAGAAGGCUUUAGGAAAACCAAAAGUCAAGUCAAUGGCUAUGGCAACAGUUAAAGAACUUGAAAACCUGGGAAAAGAUGACAUUGAGGUUAUUAAAUUCAGCCAGUUAGAAGCUUUUGUCUAUUACCUUUAA